CUCCUCCGUUUACCUACAACAACCAACCAACGUGCCAUUGUCCACGCUUGCUGUUUUCUACCUCUAUCAUGUGAGCGGUGCGAGGUAGAUAACGUACAAAGUCAACCCUGGAUCUCCCCGUGUCGGUGCAUACACGUGAGCUCACGUCUGGUUGUAUUGGUACCAUCAUCGUCUCGUCUCAUAGGUACUGCUGCGUGCAUCUUUUACAUACCUACACACAUUGUGACGGACGACGACGUUUGCAUUACGUGACCAAACCACUCUCUGCUGGCACUGCCACUGGACGUGCGUCGUCGUCGUCGUAUGUUACCUUCAGUGCUGUACGUGACGCCAUUCAUUAUCAGUCUCGACUCGAAGUCGCAGUGAAGAACGGAGUGUUUUGUUGUGGUUGCAGCCUGGCUGGAGGGACAUCAAUUUUGUUCGCUUUCUGCGCUAGAUCGACAUAUUUCAUAGAUAUGUCGGAACAACUGAAGUCUGGUUUUACCGAUGAGAACCUCAUCGAUCUGGUGCACCAGCAUCGGUGCCUGUACGAUAACACUGCCGAAGGAUACAAGGAUCAAGCCAGACGGAACAAAGCGUGGGACGACAUUGGGCAGCACUUGAAUGUGAAAGGAGAACAUGCCAAAGAAGCGUGGGAAAAACUGCGCCGCUGCUUCAUGAACGCCAUCAAACGAAGGAAAACCAAACAGCUGCAUCCGUGGCGGUACGAGCAGCGAAUGUCCUUCCUGUACGAUCACAUCGACCCAUCGAAACUGCACGGCAAAUACGAAUCGGCAGAGCAGCCGUACUACUUGGAAACGGACGAUAGCCGACUGGUGGAUGAAAUUGAAACCACCACCACCACCCCAACUGACUCCAGAGUGUACGAAGAAAGCUUGGCUGGAGAUGGUCCGGAAAUUUCGGCAUCAAUCAAACGGGAACAAUCUUCUGAAGGUUGUUUACGGUCGGAACCGGAUCGGGGUCGUCCGAUGAUUGAUUUUCUGAAACCAACAGCGAUUUCUAGCUACUCUAUGAGUGAAACUGAUUCUCACCAAGGCAAACGGCCAAUUUCCGAGGUUGAUCUGCACGAGUCUGAACCAUCGGAUGGUGAGGAAGUUAACGAGAAUCAAAGCACCCCUAAACAUCACAUGGAUGCGGAAUCUCGGAGAGCCAAAAAACAAUGCAGGAGAUCCCAUGAUGCACCCGUUAGAAAUGAAACGGUUCUAUCGUCAAGCAGCAACGACCAGGAUGAUGUCGAUUUAUUCUUCCUAAGUAUGGCAAAGACUACGAAAACGCUGGCACCGAUUGAUCAAGCCAAAAUAAAACUGCAAAUCAGCCAGUUGGUAUUGGGGGCGCAAAUUGACAUGCUGGGACGAAAUUCUCAGUCAAAUUAAGCCUUUGACCAGAUAAAAGCUUUUUUAUUACAUUUUGUAAAUUAUGUUAGUAGUAUAUAGAAUUAAAAUAAACAAUCUUUUAUUAAUUAA
Aedes albopictus (Asian tiger mosquito) is the source of this 1463-nucleotide messenger RNA. RefSeq lists its product as uncharacterized. The transcript has 2 exons. Lineage: Eukaryota; Metazoa; Arthropoda; Insecta; Diptera; Culicidae. The record is from RefSeq and is a predicted model, not a curated record. Bases 456 to 1373 code for a protein of 305 amino acids. Gene Ontology annotation, biological process: regulation of transcription by RNA polymerase II. Gene Ontology annotation, molecular function: DNA binding. Gene Ontology annotation, cellular component: nucleus; transcription regulator complex.